This is a messenger RNA of Drosophila navojoa, 7724 nucleotides long. RefSeq names its product protein phosphatase 1 regulatory subunit spinophilin (gene Spn). Gene Ontology annotation, biological process: calcium-mediated signaling; actin filament organization; neuron projection development. Gene Ontology annotation, molecular function: actin filament binding. Lineage: Eukaryota; Metazoa; Arthropoda; Insecta; Diptera; Drosophilidae. Gene Ontology annotation, cellular component: postsynaptic density; cytoplasm; dendrite. The record is from RefSeq and is a predicted model, not a curated record.
CCCUUUCAAAAACAAAAUUGCAAAUUUAAUAAUAUACACACAUGUAUGAGAAUGUGUAUACAUAACUGUUAAUUGGCAGAUUUACAGAUCUGGAAAAAAGGAGUAUACAAAAUCGAGUUAAAUAUAUGCGAAAGAACAUGACAAAAAGGAAAAGUGUUGCUAAAUAAUCAUGUAUUGUGCAUAUGAAUACAUAUACUUGCAUAUGUGUGUACUAAAGUGAAUGCAAAACAAGCUGCAAACGUAAAGUUGUGAACGUGUGGACGCCACUCCUUUUGUGCGAAAAGAGAAAAAAUUAUUAAAUGUAAAAAGGCGGCGUCGUCGUCGUCGUUGUUGUCGUCUGUGCGUAUAUAGAGAUUGAGCGAGAGCUGCUGCGCCGGAGUUGAACUUCGCAUAUGCAUACAUACCAACAAACGUAGUGUGUGUGAGAGUGAGUGUCGGCAAAUUUCUACAGAGCAAACAGAAACACAACACACUGUGAUAGAAAUUUGCAUUUACUACAAACAAAAUGCUUGGCACGGCGGUUGCUUGAUUAGCAAACAGCAAAAAAUACGAAAGAACAACAACAACAACAACGAAAACGACGCUCUCCACGCUUGAGAGGAGUAGGUGGCCAGCCUUAACGACAGCAGUAGCAGCAACAACUAUCAGCACCUGGAAUUAACACAGCCAAACACAAUUGCAAUGCCAAAACUUUCAACGGUCGUUAGCGCUUAGCUGCCCAAAAAAAACACACACAAAAAAAAACAAAAGUCAAUUCCAAAGCUAAAAACUACAACCAACAAACGUAGGACAAGGAAACUAAGACAGAUCCAGCAUGGAGAAGCCCAUGCAGCAUGCGCCCGCUCCCGUUGGGAAAGUCUCUCAGAUUGCCAACAUAUUCCAGCGGAAGCCCAUUGAGAUUCAGCCGGUGGAGCAGCUGAGCGCCGUUGCAGCGGCGCACGCAGCGGCCGCCGCCGCAGCUGCGGCCAAUCCAACAACAAAUGUGCGCACCGAAUCCCACUCGGCCAGAUUCAACAAUGCUCGCGCGCUCUUCGAGAAGCUGGGCGUGGAGUCCAACACGAAUGUGAGCUCACGGCUGUUGCGCAGCAAUUCACGUGAGGAUAAUCUGUACGAAGGCUCCGAUCGUUCCUCGUCGCGCUCCUCGGACCGUUCACAGUCGCCGCCGAAGCGACGCAUACCAUUCCCAUCUGGCGCCAGCCUCAAUCAGGGCAACAAUAUUUCACAAAACUGUGUGGAUCGCCUGAAUAACAGUAAAUUUAUAGUGGAUUCCACGCCAGCUGCCAAAUAUCCAUCACACAAUCUCGCGCGACUGAAGUCGGAGGAGCUGAACUCCGUGGCUGUGACGCCGCCGUCGAGUGGUUCGGUCAGUGCACUCUUUGCCAGCAGCGGCGUAGUGGGAGUGGGAGGGGGAGGGGGAGGCGGCGGCGGCGGCGAUAAGCCAGAGAAGCCCGAACGCAAAUUCAAUUCGAGGGAGCUCAUCGAGAAGCAAAAGAAGUGGACCUCGCACUUCACCAAGACAAAGACAACGCGCACGCACAGCGAUCUCAAUCGUUGCGAUAUCAUACGCACGGUGCCCGGCACGGGCCUAAUUAUGGAUGUGGAGCGAACACCCAAGGCGAGUCCGGAGCUGCGGCAGCAUGCGAUGGUGGUUGCUGGAGCUGCGAACGUUGCCACGCCGCUGCCGCCGUCCUCGAUUCCACCCGAGAUCAAGCCUCGAAGUGGCAAAAUUGGUAGCCCCGUCAAGUCGCCCCCCUUGCCGCCCAUUCCAGCCGUUAAGCCAAAGAACGUAAGUCCCGUUAAGUACAACGCAGCGACUAACAAAUGCGCCGAGGCAGCGCCUCCGCCACCACCAGCCAAAUCGGCAGCUGUGACGGCGGCCAUGCAACGCUCGGCGCUGUUGCAACAGGAGCAGCAGCAACAGCAAAGUGCACCUGUGCCACCUGAGAAGCCGCGCAAGAAAUCCAUUGAUCUGAUUGAGGAUGCAGUGCCAGUCACUUGCUCGACGCCCUCAUCCUGCGCCUCGCCCACCAGCGUCCAUCUGCAGGCGGCCAAGCGAGGCUCUAUCGAUGCCCCUGUGGGCGGAGCACGCGACAUAGGCAACAGUAAUGGACUCAGCGGCAGCACCAAUUCAGCGACCUCUGCCUCGCCAGACCAGGCCAGCGCAUCGUCGGGCCCCUCCUCACCCGUUUACACGGAGGACGAGAAGCAGGAGAAUGAAUCCACAGAGAAGUCCGAUAAUGAGCAUUAUCAGAGCAAAUACAACAGUGUGCCAAGACGACGACGCCGCAGCGAGAACGAAGGUCAAAAGUCUGUGGAUGAGCCAACCGUAGUUCAACAGCAGUCGCAACAGCAUCAAUAUUCCAGCUCCAACUCUGUGAACGGAUCUCCGCAGCGUGUGGCCAACAAGCGCAGCAGCAUCACCGUGAAUAUGCCAGCCGCAGGAUUGGGUCAGCGGCCGCCUAGCAUCAUUUCGACAGCCAGCCAGGAGGAGAGCGGCGGGUUGGACGAAGGCAAAGAUCAAGGGCUCAAGGCGAAGCUGCAGUCUCCUGGGGAUGAGAGCCAGGAGCAGCCAGACAGCCUCAACUAUGUGGACGUUGGCUAUCGCCUCAAUCCCGAUGGCAGCGAGUCGCGUGAGGUUUUCAGCUCAGAGGCGGAUCUGUAUGUGACGGCUAAGGUGAGCGAUAUGCAGCGCAAGUUCCAUGGCGCCAACGGAUUCGUUCAGGAAUCCAGCACAGUCUAUGCGAUUAUCGUGCCGGAGCAGCAGCAGCAGCAGGUGGAGCCACCCAUGGCCGCAGCUCCCCGAGCUCUGUUGCAGUCGCCGACAACAAGCGUAGAUGGAUCGCCGUUACAUCGUGGCGCUUUUAAUUCACCGCCAGUGGGCGUGGUCUCGCCCAUCAGGCGCAGCAGUGGCCAGCAGCAAAGUGAGCUAAAUGGUGGAGGAAACGAUGAAACAUGCAGCACUAAAACUCCUCCUCAACUGUCACCAGUCAAAGGCAUAGCGCCCAUUGCCUCCAUCGAUCCUCACGAGGAGGAACUCAACGACGAGGACGAAGAGGACGAGCAGCUGGCCGUUGAAUACGUUGAUGUGCUCAACGAGGAAGAGGACGAGGAGGAGCAGGCACCAGUUUUGCCCGAACGCUGUGCACCGGCACUUGAGCUUCAAGACCUGGAGUAUGCGGACACCAGCGCCGGCGAGGAUGAAGAGGAUAUGCUCCAGCACUUGAAUGGCGAUGCCAUUGACGAAAUGAUCAAGGUGCAUAUAACACCUGCACCGGCACCAACAACAGCGCCUGCACCAGCUCCAGCUCCAGCUCCAGUUUCAGCCCCAGCUGCUGCUCCUGCCGCGGCUAUGCCGCGCGAUGAUAGCUUGCCAGAUGCCAUGACAGCCGCUGAGGCCGAACGACUGUUGAGUUCGAGCAUUUUGGAAAACAAAAUCAGACAACAGUCGCUGCUGUCUGACGAGCAGGCCAAAGAAGUUGAACAGAUACUCAACGUCUCGCCCAACGUGGGCGUGGCUGUUGCUGCCGUUGUUGCCACUGCAACAUCGCCGACCAGCAUCAAGAAUCUCAUCGAGGAGCAGUCCACAAGCACACAGACAAAGCACACACAGAUUGACACUGCCCAGCCAGUGUCCGUUGUCGCCGAGGAAGAGCCAGAGGAAAAGCCAGCAGAAGCAAAAACUGAAGUCGAUGCACCAGAGGAGGAGCAGGUUGAGGAAGACUUUGAUUCGGAUGACGUGGAGGCGGUGAAUAUUGUGGGCAUUGGACAUGCAGUGGCCACAACUUCUGCACUGAAUGCGACAUUCGUUAAGGCGGACAGCACAGAGACAGAGAACACAGCGACAACAACGACCACAACAACACCGUCAACGGCAACAGCAUCGACAACCAGGCACGAUGAGGACGAGCCGGAGUGGCUGCGCGAUGUAUUAGAGGCGCCAAAGCGUAGCCUUGAGAAUCUGCUAAUAAACACAACGACAGCACAUCGAGCAGAACUCGAGAAUGGUCACGAGGCCAACGAGGGCAAACAUUCCGAUCUGAAUCAGACCUACAUCGCCGGAGAGUCGCUGCACGAGUCCAUCGUCUCCGUGGAGUCCACUCAGUCGGAUGCAACGUUCAAUCAGACGACCACCAUCGAUGACAGCAUCAUCUCCAGCAAGCACAACUCCACGUAUUCGCUAGCCGACGUCGAGCAGGCAACCAGCUCGACUGUAUUGAGCACUGGCCUAACCGAGCUAGACGACAGCCAGUACUACAUACCCGAGUAUCCGCCAGUGAGGAGCAAGGAGGUGCUGGUAGAGGCGGGCGUGCAUUACUUCGAGGAUGGCAACUUUUGGAUGGAAGUGCCUGGUCUGCUAGACUUUGACGACGACGACUGCUCAUAUCCGCCAAUCACCGUUCGCAAGAAUCCGAAGGUGCGCUUCAGCUCCGGUCCCAUACACGUCUACUCCACGUUCUCUGUGACUGACUACGAUCGCCGCAAUGAGGAUGUCGACCCGGUGGCCGCGUCAGCCGAAUACGAGCUGGAGAAGCGUGUCGAAAAGAUGCACGUUUUCCCAGUUGAAUUGAUGAAAGGUCCCGAGGGUUUGGGUCUCAGCAUCAUUGGCAUGGGCGUUGGCGCCGACGCUGGCUUAGAGAAACUUGGCAUAUUCGUUAAAACGAUCACGGACAACGGAGCCGCAGCACGCGACGGGCGCAUACAAGUCAACGAUCAGAUAAUCGAGGUAGACGGCAAGAGUCUGGUGGGCGUUACCCAAGCCUAUGCAGCUUCAGUAUUGCGCAAUACGUCCGGUCUAGUCAAAUUCCAAAUCGGACGUGAGCGAGAUCCCGAGAAUUCCGAGGUCGCUCAGCUCAUACGGCUGAGUCUGCAAGCGGAUCGAGAGAAAGAGGAACGCAUCAAACGUCAACAAGAGGAGUAUCUGCGUCGCACGCUCGACUACUCCGAGGACUCGACGCAGCCCGUGUCCGCCAAUUCGAGUGUCUGCGAGGGACCCUCGAGUCCCGUACAGGUCGAGCAUCCAAUGGAGGUCGAGGCCACACACUCGCAGGAGGUCGAGUCGCUGAAGCGACUCCUCCAGGAGAGCGAAAUGUGUUGCUUGGUUAAGGAAGAAAUCAUUCAAAAUCUGAAACGGAAGCUGGUGAAGCUGGAAACAACGGGCAAUGAGAACGAGCUGCUGAGCGAACGCUUGCGGCAGAGCGAGCGGGAGCUGGGCAACAUCAAGAAGGAGGCGGCCAAUCUGCAGAAUAUGCUGCAGCAGUCCCAGGCCCAGUACAUGGCGUUGGACAAGAAGUACAACAAGGCCAAGCGGCUGGUGCGCGAGUAUCAGCAGCGGGAGCUGGACAUGUGCCACCGCGAGGAGUUCUACCAGCAGCUGCUGCAGGAGAAGGACACCGAGUACAAUGCGCUGGUCAAGAAGCUAAAGGAUCGUGUCAUCAAUCUGGAGCACGAGCUGCAGGAGACGCAACGAAAGGCUGGCUUCCCAGUCGGCCUGCCCUACGACAGCGCCACACUGAAGCUAACGCCCCAAAUGAUGCGCAAGACGCCGCCAAAGCCGCUCUUCCAUAAGCUGGAAACGGAGCUGUCCGACACGGAAAUCUCCGACUUGUCGCCCGACGGCGAUGGCGUCAAGACGGCAACGGUUGAGCGCAAAGUUCCCGUUAAGGAUGAACUAGACGCGGCCGUGCCGCAGCACGAGCUCCUCGACAAUUCGGUGAACAAGACCAAGAUCGAGCUGGCCUCCCGGGGUGGUCUAGCCAAUCGCCAGCUGCCAUCCUCGAACGUGCCCAAUGGCAGCAGCAGCAGCAACGGGGCCGGCGAGCUGCUGCUGAAUGGCAAUCUGUCCAAGCGCAGCAGAAGCAACAGCCGCAGCUCCGACUGCACACUGGACGACAGCGAUGAGGAGGAGGCGCAGGAGGUGGUGCAGCUGGAGCAGACUGGCCACAUUUUGGCAGCCAGUGCGCCCGUGAGCCACGAAAGCAUCAGCCUGUCCAAUGGCAAUUCGCAUCUGCUGGCCAACAUGAACAACCUGCUGCAGAGCCAUCCGCCUGCCUCGAACGCCAUUAUAGGCAGCGGCAUUAUUCCAGUCUCGAACGGACAUGUGGGCACCACCACGGCCAUUUUGCUGAACUCGACGUCGACCUCGGCCUCGUCCAGCUCAUCGAACCAGUCGACGGCGCGCGAAGCACAAAUCAAUCAGCUGUACGCUCAGGUGCACAAGGAUCCCAGCAAGCAACAGCAGCAGCAGCAGGCGCAGCAUCAAGCGUCCGGCUUGUUCAAGACCUCGCUGGGCUCGCCCGCCGACGCAGGAGGCGGCUUGAAUGACUUCCAUCGGGGCAGCAUGACUACCUUUGGCACGGCCAGCAAUCGUGAUCUCAACAGCUCGUACGAUUCAAUUGUGGGCUCCAAUGAUAAGCUGGCCGAUGCGAAUGACCAGGGCGAGAACUGGAUGUAUCCCAGCCGGCGACGCGUCGCCCCCAAUGGCGCCAAGUUGCCGGGCUCCAGUUUCACCGACCAGCUCAAUCAAGCACUGUCCGACCGUGAGAGGCGUCUGGGGGACGGCUCCUCGCGCCACUCCAGCGACGAUUACACGGAGAUCAACAAGAACCAAAGCGCCGCAGCGAUCAAUUGCAAAACGCUGAUCAAUGAGAUUCGCCAGGCGGUCAAUGAAGCACAGCCAAAAGUUAAACAAGUUGUUCCGCAAUCGCUCUCCCCGCCCGGCACAGUGCCCUGGCAGCAACAGCAUCAUCAUCAGACGCAGUCGGCCCAUGCCACGGGUCCGCCCUCACCGACGAGCAUGUCGUCGGGCUGCUCCUCGCCGGGCUACUCGCCCAGCCGAACCCUGGAUCUGUCCGGCUCCAGUUCCAGUUUCUCGGACAGAAAAGCUGCGGCCGCUUGCUACAAUUACAAAGGCGGCCCGGUGCACGAAUGGACCAAGGAACAGGUGGGCCACUGGCUGAUGGGCAUUGAGCUGGAGCGCUAUAUACCUGUCUUCAAGGAGCACAACGUGGAGGGCGGCGCCCUACUAACGCUCGACUCAAAGGACUUCAAGACCUUGGGCGUUUGCGGUGACGAUAAGAAUAGGUUGAAGAAGCGCCUGAAGGACCUGAAGGCGAGCAUCGAAAAGGAGCGCAAGGACAUGGAGCGAGAGCGUCGCGAGCGCGAGAAAGCCAUACGCAAGGCCGAAAAGAAGGCGGCCAAAAAGAAAUAAGUAGUUGAAUUCUAGACCUUAAGCAACAAAGUAGCCAAAAACCAAACCAUAUAUGCAUACUGGGCAGUCAUAACAUCUCUAUGCAUACCACAACAGAUGCGUUUAAAUAUAUAUAUAGAUAUACGUAUAUAUUUAUAGGAACAUAACACAUAUAUACAAGUAUAUAUUAGUGCUUAAACUUAUAAACGAUAAUAUAAGACAAACCCCAUAAAUUAUUUGUACAACACACAAACACACACACACAAACAAACACUUAGAGAUCUAUAAUACGUACUACAUUUUAAACUAUUGAAAUUAAUACAGCCUAGACGUAUUUAUGAACUAUUCUAUAAAAUAUAUAAUAAUAAAAAUUGAAAACACAAAGAGGAAGACAACACAGACAUGGUCCAGAGUUGGGUGGGUAAAGGAUGCCCAAACUGACAUUGAAAUCCAAAAAGGUUUAAAAUCACAACUUAAGUUAUCCAAAUCGAAAGAGAAGAGAAGAAAGAAUAAGCACACACCAACAUAGAAAAAAAAA